AUGGAAUUGGAGCCAAAACCUCGCUUUCUAAGCUUUCAAGACCCUAUCCAAUCAUCCUCGGAGGAUGAUAACGCCUCGCGUACCUCAGGGAGACGCAUGUCGGCGAUGUCAGAGGCGAGCACAACAUCGUCCUCCCGACGCAUUUCGGUUAUCCAACCUGGACGAAAAACUUCCAAGGCGACCUCGUAUGUUUCACCUUACCGCUCAUGGCGCGGACUGUCUGAUUCCCUCCGCGAUCAGGCGGGGAACGACUUUCAAGGAGACGUGAAGAAGCAAGAGGUUGAGAAUACAUACCGCAUGGAGCCGAAGAGGAAAUUUCCUCAGCGAGAAGUAAGGGAGAUCAUUAAAAACAGUUUGGAGGCGUUGUUAGGCGCGUUGACUUAUUCAGGCUCCGAGUUUGGAUUCCUCACAAAGCUGCUGAGUUCAAGGAUUAUGGAACAAGUAAAGAGUCUUAAUAUUGAACGAUAUAAGCUUGUCUGUGUUGUCAACGUGGGGUCGAAACAUAAUCAAGGUCUAAGGGUCGCAAGUCGAUGUUUGUGGAACCCGGAUUCAGACACGCAUGUCACAGCAAGUAUCGAAAAUGGCACGUUAUUCGCUGUGGCUACUGUAUACGGCGUUUACUUCGAGUAACUGAAAAAAAAUCAGUCAGGAGUAAGGGAUCACUCGCACGAUACCACUUAAGACUUCAAAUUGAAAGGAACAUCACGCUAAGUCCAAUAUAUCACGACAUCAGUCAGUAUAUUACCCUGAUUCCUGUCAACAUAUAUUAUCCUCCGAACGAUUUAAAUGGAGUGUAAUUCAUUGAUCGACCCUCUUAGCGCGAUGGCGUUCAUAAACACCGCCAUAAAAAAGCUGUUUUAUCAGAAGUAUUAUAAACGACGUACAUUCUGAGCAUAAUGAUCAGGUUGGAAACCAACAUAACAUUAUUUCAAAUACAGUGUUUAUUUUUGUUACUAUGCACGCUUGAUAUUAUAAUCUCCGCAAUAUGAAGAAUCAAUCAUGUUCUACUCACGAAAAAGAAGAAAAAACAAAUAAACAACACCAGAAGAAACUCUAAAGGCAGAAAAUUAUAUACGAAAUAUCAAGUUUCUCUUUACCAUUCGAAGAUGACUGUGAGGUAAAUAGGAAAAGCCGUUAUGUAAAUUUUUUUGCCACAGUUCGCUUCACUGACCCGUUUAAAUUAGACUUGAAAACCUCAAAUUAAAAUAAUGAUAUCAAAGAGAUUUUGCGUUAAUAAACUUAGAACUUACUUCUUCCCGUGAAGUAUUUGGUAGGACAAUCAUUACAGAGAAAAGAAAACUGAAUCUUCAUGUUUUAUACCUAGUACCAAAGCCCUUUUUUCUUUCCUGUUGAAAAUUAAAGCUCAUAAUUCACGAAUUCAAGAAACCAUGUUAAUUGAAAACAACUUAUGCAUGUUCAUACCCAGAACAAAUCAAAUGAACACUAUUUUGGCAUGAAUAUGUUGAAAUUAUUUAUCUGAUACAAGCUCGGCUCGGGCGAAAGAAGUGCCAAAACGGCGCGAGAAGUACCAAAUCGCUGAAUUAUUUUUAUAGAUAAAACUAGUCUCGUCGAUUUGGGAACUGUGGAUAAUAUAUAAACUAAUUAGUUUAACUAGGAAUUGCAGCGCGUGAGUUUAGGUACCCUGUGUCAUGUAAUCUUGGUGGUAAAUAAACCGAGCACUUCUCUAAACUCGCUUUCGAGCGAGUUAUUUAAAUGAGUUGAACUCUUUUCCGUUUAUGUAGUUGUCUUCUCUGUGGAUCGGGGAUAUAUGAGCAAAUAUUUGAUUUUCAGAACAAAGCUACUUUGAACGUCAAAAUCGAUCUUGUUAAUAAUCGCUUCCAAAUUGUCUUAGACAAAAAGUGGUGUAAUUUUUUUCCAUGUAAUUAUGUCAGUUGGACUGAAUGUGUCAUGAUCUCUAAUAGACAUAUAAUUUUUACAUAGCUCUAAAUGUCAUAAACUCGAUUUUUCAUUUUUUUGUUUACCACACAGAGAAACUUGGAAAAGCAUCUUUGUCAAAGAAAUUUUCGUUACGAAUAGACCCACACUCCAAAAUAAAAUGAUGAUAAAUGGUAAUUAAUAUUUAUGGAGCUUCUUUUUCGGCUUUCAUCAUUGCAGAACAGAGAAACGCUGGGAAAAAAACUGUUAGGAAUAAUCUUGCAUUUGUGUGAAAAAAACCGUAAAGGCUUGGCUUAAUACAAAAUGAUAUUUAUUGUAAAUUAUCCAGGUGCUAUAUCUCACAAUGUUCCCACAGUAAUAAACUGUGGAAUUUUUUUUGUUUUUGGUUUAACGCAAAUUUAAACAGACAUUUAACACUUCACAAACUACUUUGAUCCCUUUUGGAAGAGGAAAAGGUUUUUUUUAUUUCCAUUAAUCUUCCUUUGUUGGGGUUUUUACGGAUUAAAAAUGUAACAUGACAGAAAAUUAUGGACGAAAGUCACUUCCUUUUAGGAUUCUACCAGAUGCGAUCUGUGAUGUCGGUCAAAUUUUAAUUCAGUUCUUUUCCUUUUGGCACAAAGUAGCAAUACGUUUUCAUUUUUUUUAAUAGUUUUCAACUGUUGAAUCAACCAAUUUGAAUCGAAAAAAGAACGUAACUCAAAAGCGUCCGACAAGUUCUGAAUAAACAGAACUAACUUAGGAAGUGUAGUCCAUGCUAAUUGUAAAACGUAGUUUUAAAGAGAUCGAAAGAGACCUUACAAUGUUAAAAGACCAUAAUUUCCACAACCAACAGAUUAGAGAAUGAAAGAGACCAAAAAAAUUACGGAAAAAGAAACCAAAUAAAAAACCAAGUCUUGGUCUGACUAGUAUUUUUUGAACGACGAAGUCAUACGGGUUAACAAAACGCUCAACGAGGCCAAGGAAACAAAUACGCAGAAAAAAACACGGUAUAACUAUUUUAGUUUUGUUGACUUUCGUUAUUACAUGCUAGCAUCGAAUAUCUUGUUUCAAGUUCUUAAUUGAAUGGAGAUAUUUCAACAGUUAUAGAAAAACUCCAUUAACUGAGAGGCCAUCAGUGAAUUUCCUCAUCUAAGUGCGUUCAAAGCUUCUUAAUAGACCCCGCACGUAGGAGGAUCAAAUUUCAAAGAGAGCUUGUUUCCCGAAGGAUUUCCUGGGCUUUGUCUUGUUUGCCACCUCUGAACAGACAUAAAAACGGCGUUCACGAAACGUUUUUCAAUGAUUCGCCGUUUACUUAAAUUUGCCAGUUGGCACUCUUUGUGUCUGUUCAAGACCGCGACCACAGAGAGAGAGAAAUGAGUCGAUUUUUCUCACUUGUUCUGCAUCUAACCCUCUUUUUCUACCAGGUGAGUAGGGCGUUAAUGUAAUAAUCUCAGGGAACGGUAACGUAUUUACAACAAGGGAAAUAAAUUUCAUGAAAUUAAAGCAGUCUACCUCAAAGGGACCUCACAGGGAGGAAAAUUAAAGGAGCAUUUAGUCAACCAAGAAAAAUCGGUUUUCCCUUUAAAGUUGAUUCUCCUAUUAAGAGUUGUCCCAAAUUUAAGUUUAAUUAUACUUUACCUUCGAACAACCUCUUGACACCUAACACCGAAACUGCAAAUAAUGAUGCUUUCGUUGGAAGGCCGACAGCCAAAUUCCUCUUCUAAAUUGAAACGAUUUUUCUUGUUUCCAUAAACAUUCAAUAGCUGUAACUAUUUCAGAAUAUACUUUUCGCUUUGAAUUGGUGCUCGGGAAUGCAUUUUAAUCUCCGAAAAACUGCUAUAUAACUGAUGAUUUGAUAGCUAUAAUUUUUGCUGUUUUGCAGAGGAGAGCCGCCGCAAGACAAGACCUCCAUACUUUUCUAUCAAAUGAUGAAUUAAGAAGAUAUUUACAUGCAGAUUCCCAAGAAUCAGGUCAGGUGUCUCACAUAAUGCUUUCGUCUUUCCCAACCAGCGAAUUUUGACGUUAUUAAAGCAAUCAUUUUAACAUUAUUGUCUAUCCUUAGUUCCAGAAUACGAUAUCGUACGAAUCUAUAAACACAGAAGCAAGCGAAGUCCAUUUUCCACAAAGCAGGACUACAGACUGUCAGCAUUUGGAAACGAUUUUGCACUGACGUUGCACCCAAAUGAUGACGUCAUUCCUGACACCGGGCUGCCCAUAGAGAGGCGAAAAAAAGACGGUAUGGUUGUCAAAGAGAUCCACCGUCCACACGGAAGAUUUUAUGAGGGUCACGUGACUUCGGAUCCAAAUUCCCAUGUAGCUGUUCGGGAGAGUGAUGAUAAGGGUCGGCUGGUAAGUUAUGCUAAUCUGAAAAUACGUCACCGUCGUAAGAUAUUUCGGCGUCAUUUUUUUUUUGAGAUUUAAAGUACAGAGUUUUUAAUUUUAAGCAAAACAGAGUGAAGGAAAGAGACUGCAGGCUUAAAAUAGGUGUUGUUUAAAUGGCCGCAGAGCAAGGCUAUUUUUAUUCUCAAAGUAUCCAGUCUCAAAGGAAUAAUUAUAACUAACUCAGAGCGAGAGGUUUAGUGAGUGUUUUGCAGUAGAAAGAUGUCCUCCUAGGCAGAAUUUGCGUCUUUGGCUUGGCUAUUUACAGAUAUUAGUGGGAAUGAUGCUGUAAGUCUCUGAUGAGCUUAGCUCAUCUCUUGAAAGCGGUCCACAAAAAGUUAUUAAAAAUUGUAAAUCUUGUAGAGUGGUGCUUUAGUGAGUGGUGGCCAUUUGUACCAUUUGGAGCCUCUGUCAAGUCAUCUUCAUCGGCGAGCGGCAUUACAAGGAUCUGAGUACCAUGUCAUCUCCAAACGAAGCAUUCGAGAUAUGCUAAACCAAAACCCUAUGUCGACUCAUAAUAAAGGUAUUUUUAAUUUAUUUUAACAAACGCGACCCUGGAUAUAAACCAACUUAUAUCAUAACAUUACUCCACUUGGAAAACCAGCAUUUCCAUUGUUCACUUUUUCUUUCUUUCCGAUUUCUUGUGAUCACAAAGGCAUUGUGAAUUAGCAGGGGGGGUCACACCACAGUCCUGUUUUUAUUUACUCAAAGCGAGUCAGAACAGUUAAUGCCAAUCUUUUUAAGUAAAUUUUCCUCUCCAUACCAGGUGAUCGCCUUCCCCCCCCCUCCCCUCACCACCUCUGCCCUUGCGCAGUCGUCAGUUUUUUGCCAACAAUUUAGAGAUCAUUUUAAGAUUUCCAACGGUGCUUCAUUUUUCCCUAAUUACCAGGGAAGACGCAAGAACAAGAGGAGAUCCAAGUUGAUCAGACUGAGACUCCCAAGAGUAGAACUAAACGUGACAACAUUUACAAUGGCAAUAUAUAUAUCGAGGCCAUGCUUACCGCUGACAAAACAACCUGCGAUUUCUAUGGCAACGGCACACUUGACUACCUCCUGAACAUUGCUAAUCUAGUAAUAAUAAGAUGAACUUUCAGUUCUUAGUGAAACAUAGAUAAAUAAAGAGUUGUUUUUAUUUUUGCCAAAUUAAAUAUUUCGUGCAAGACAAUAUGGAUAUUCAAAUCAAUAUUAUUUAAAAUUUGCCCAUGUGCUAGUUAGUCAAUCUCAGCCUCGAAUCUACGAUCCUGUUGGCUUCCCAAAUUGAAUUUUUUUUUUUCUGAUUUCAAAUUAAACUGUCUCCGGAAAAAAGAUAGGUAAUGUAAUAAUCGAAGCCAUGUUUAUCGACGCAAGUCAUAGACACUAUUGGGACCAGAGCCCUCGAUCCGUUCCGCCGCCCAAACGAUCAGGUUAACUAGGUAAAUGCGAAGCUGUUUGACUUUCCAUUUUUCACAUUUUUUUUUUCAAACUUUUCUUGGUUCAAUUUUCAUAUAGGUCAAUCGGCUUUACAAAGAUAAGUCCAUUGGAAUGCCCGUGUCCUGGGUUCUCACGAAGGUUUUCCUCAUCGAAGGGUUCGACGUAAGUGGGAGUUAUCAAAACCUGCAAUUUAUACAUCAAUAAAAUUUAUAAUUUUUUUAAUUGGUUUUGUUUGUUUGUUUUUUUCCUGUCUUUACAAAUAGCCGGACUUGGACUUUGCAGCAAACAACAUACGCUCUGCAGGAUCGUACCAUGGGAAAUUCAAAAAUUGGGCCUUCAAUAGGAACCCUGCAAAUGGUAAACAAGAACAUUAUGAUAUUGCUGCCAUGCUUACAAGGUAAGUAUCAUCAUGAGCAUUUUCAAGUGGACAUUCAUAUAAAAUCUGUAUUGAAUCGUUUUUAUUUAAAUGCGCCAUGUAUUGGUCUAUAAAGCACGCGACACCCUCUCAACCAAUCCAAUGCAAAGUUGAAAAAAAAUGGCGACUUAAUCAGUUACGUUUUCGAGCGCUUUUUUUCUUUCAGUUCUUUGAAAUACUCUAUUUUCGGUUUCACUGCACCAAAAUGGGGUUGGCACACAAAAUAACUAAACAUGAUAACACAUGUAAGUUAGAGUAAACUUUAACCAUUCGUUCAUUUAUGACAAAAAAUUUUAUCUUUUGUUGGAAACAGGAACGUAUGCGGUCUGAACAGCUGCUCCAUCAAUGGUAAGGAUGAGCUUAUAACUCAGUUCACGUGCACUUAUUGGCAAAUUAAUUUACUUGUGUAUGUUUUUUUGGUUUUUUUUUUUGUUUUCAAUACAAAUAUCUGCUUGCUUCUUUGUUAAAUAAUAGAGACCUCACAGGCGCAUCAAAGAAAUUCCUGUCCUCCCCCCCACCACUAUGGUCUAGGUUCAACUACCAGACCAAAUUGAGCAUAAUUAUGGGAUUGCAUUUUUUUGUGGUCGAUGUCAUUGCUUCGACUCGUUGAAUAUUCUUCGGCCUCUGUGGUUUUCUCACCUACUUUCAAAUGCACAAAAGCGAAGUAACAGAGCGGCUAGGAAUCGUUGGACUAAGAAGCACUUCGAGAAUGAGACACUGCUGAUAGUUGCAUUUUGAUUUGAAAUUUUGUUGAUAUUUAACAUUGCUAUCUCCUAACAGGGGUUGCAAAUAUGGGACUUUGUGGCAAAUACCCCGGCGUGAGCAUAAACGUGGCUAUUGGACUCAGUGCAGCAUACACUGUGACGCACGAAGUGGCUCACAAGUAAUUCUUAUUUGUAAUACUGUUUCUGCCUUGUUAAUUGGUUCUCUCUCAUGAACAUGGAACUUAACCCGAAGACAUAAUUUGAACUAACACUGAAUCAUUAUUGUAGGUGUAUGUCUCAGUGCAAAGGUAUCACCAGUUCUCUUGAUCUGUUAUCCUUUUUUUUCGUAUUCAAAUUUUUAGCUAAAACUUAUCUCAAAUCAUCGAUAAUUAUUUUAAUUUGUCGCCAAAUGGUUCUGAAUUAGUAUGUGGCGCUCAUUACAAACAUAAUCUUACGAAUAGCCUUUUCCUGAAAUCUCAGGUUUUCCCGAAAAUAACCAAUUUCUUUUCACGAAAUAUGCUUCGGUGGAAUCUAUCUUUCUCCGCCAAAAAUGCAUGGUAUCAACAAUUUGUGUGACGAACAUUUCACAAUAUAUAUGCGGGCAACUCAGCGAAAAAAGUUUGAAUGACAAUUUAAAUGAAACUUGCAAGAAAAAAGCUGUGUCUUUAUCAAAUAUUCAGUAACCAAAAUUGAUUCUGUUUUUAUUUCCUGUAGCAUCGGUGUAGGGCAUGAUAACGGAAGCUGCCACGAGAUAGGAACUAACAUACAUAGGCAUCAAGCCUAUACGAGAAAAGAUCUGUCUUCACGGGAUAUUCAGUACCUUGGAUUGAUUCUGUUUUUAUCUCCCAUAGCAUUGGUGUAGGGCAUGAUAAUGGGGACUGCCACAGGAUGGGAGCUAUCAUGCACAGGCAACAGGCUCAUGGCCCGAACGCAUUCCAUUGGUCCCCUUGCAGCAUGAAGAAACUGAAAGAGAGGUUUACGUAAGUAUUUAUUGUUGUUCCUCCUUGUCUCUAGAUCUGCUUACGAAGUGCACAAUAUCUGAACUUUAAUGAGGAAGUCUAGGAAGAAUAUUUCCCACUUCCGACUUGUGUCUUCGUUGCUGAGUUGGUAGUAUCUGGGAAGCACGGAUUCGAAUCCCGUCGAAGCCUCAAUUUUACAUUACUUGAGUUUGUAUUGAAAACAGGAAAGCUCGAGGAAACCACCUCUUAAUUUACUUGUUAUCCAGAAAGAUUUAGAUUAGGAGUCUUGUGUUAAGUAAGUUUUAAUCUCGAUACUUAAAAUUUCAUCUUUACUCCCAGGUUAUACAAAUGCUUACACAACCAACCACCGGCACAGCUUCCUCUUCCCAGUCUUCCUCCUCUCUUUUCAGCUGAUGAACAGUGCCAAAUGGCCUAUGGGAAAGACUAUACUGCGUGCGGUCCAACACUUAGAGUAAGUACGCCAUAGAAAAAGCUUCUUAAGAGAAGCUAGAGAAUUGUAUAGUUUAGUUCCACAGUUAAGAUUGGUAGCGAUUGUAAAGCCGAUUCCAUGGUCGUUCGUCCUGUGUUAGUUUUCGCUAAGUGUGAGAUGAGGAGUAACUUUCUCGCCGAGUUUCUCUCAGUGAUGUCAUGAACGUCACGUAUCACAGAAGGUACCAGCUUUGACCCAUUCAAGAACACUGAGGAGUUAUCUAUUAGGCUAUGAGCUCUUGACUGGCCACUAUGGCAUAUUCAGCAUCUCUUCCGUGUACAUGCGUUGGAUAUGAGAUGAUAGAUGUAUUCACGAGUAGCGCUAGUAGAGUAAUUCUUUCAUCAGAUAAAUUUGAUAAAAUUUAAAACUGACUUGAGUAUUGCGAAAAUGCUUCGUCCAUUUUAUAUGGACUCAGAUAUCAUAGUCUGUAAAAUCUUAUCAAUUACAUGGGCUUUGCUUCAGGGGAUGAGUUUGUCCAUGAAUUAGACUAUGCACUCUCAGACAUUAAAGAAAAUUGAUAAAUGUUUUUCUUAGGAAAGCUGCGGAGCACUUUUCUGUGAAGGAAAAGGAGGAAGCUGCUUCACUAGAUCUUCACCAAUCGCAGAGGGAACGUUAUGUGGCAUCAGGAAGGUAAAACUGCUGAAUACGAUUUUAGAAAACUUUAAGAGUUCUCAAGAAAGAAUAAGCGGUUUUCUUAAGGUUUAUAAUCUUGUUCUUGGUCGAUCAUGCACUUCCGAAAUAUCUACAAGUCGAUCUGGAGAGAGUGCAGAAAAGAGCCCCUUAAGAGUUCUCAAGAAAGAAUAAGCGGUUUUCUUAAGGUUUAUAAUCUUGUUUUUCGUUAGAUCUGCCUAGCCGGACAUUGCAGACAUGAACCAAGAGUACCAGGGCCAAUUGACGGUGGGUGGGGCUCUUGGGGAUCGUAUGAAGCAUGUACACGAACUUGUGGGGGAGGGGUGAGAUACCGAAGUCGACAGUGCAACAACCCAGUGUAAGCAUCGUACUUAUCUUAACACCAAUGUUGUCCUAAAAUCCAGAAUUUUAAACUAAAUGAACACGUCUUUCUUCCUUUUUCCUUAAGACCUAAAUUCUAUGGAAAAGUGUGCGAGGGAUCCAGCAAAGGUCACUUUGAAAUGUGUAACACUCAGGUUCGUUGUUCAGUUAAGGAAAAUUAUUUAUGUAUUUAAUGGAGACAUAUUUCAUUGCCUUGACCGUUGGUUAAAGCUGAUGAUAAGGGAUAUCAACAAAAUACGACGUGUGAGAGUCGUCUCACCUCAAUCUCGAGUGUUUCAUUGAAAGAUUUUACAAUUCAGCCUACUUUAAACUGGUGUUUUUUGACAUGUUUACCAAAUGCAAGUUAGCUAAAUCAUUGGUUGACUUGAAGAGGAAAGAAUGAAUUUACAACUGCUUGUAUGUUUUCUCCCUCAGGAGUGCAAUGUUGAUCGUUUUCGUCAUCAGCAAUGUGAAGCACACAACACGGACAGUACGAAAUACCGUCCUCACUUUUUGGGAGGUAAUAACAUUAAAUUUGCUUGGGGAAACUUUACGUGGAGGAAAUACCACGCUUAUCUGUGGCUCCAAACUAAAGAAAAAAGACAUCUUGAAAAAAAAACAAAACAAAACAAAACAGAUGCGAAUACAACUGAUUGUGACUCCAUAUUUUGAGAUGACCUGAUUUAUUUUUGUAACCAUAAUGAAUAAAUACAUCUUUUAAAACACUUUGUGUUGAAUUUAUGUAGAAGUACAGCAUUGCGAGGAAUUGAUGAACUCGACAUUUCUCUUAUUCCUAAUCAGGCAGUAGCAAGUGUACUUUGGCUUGCGUGACCGGGGGUAAAGGAUAUUAUUUUGGCGACGUCACGGAUGGGACUCGUUGUGAGGGGAAUAAAAAUGUGUUUGAUGUCUGCAUUGAAGGAAAAUGUGUGGUGAGUACUUGACUGGCUGACUGACCAACUGACCAACUGUCUGACCGAUUGACUGACUGACUGACUGACUGACCGAUUGACCAACUAGCUGGCUGACAGACCAAUUGACCAACUGACUGACUGACUGACCGACUGACUGGCUGACUGACCAAUUGACCGACUGACUGACUGACAGAUUGCCCGACGGACUGACAGAUUGACUGACUGACUGACUGACCGAUUGACCGAAUGGCCAGCUCACUGAGUGAGGGAGUGACUGACUAACUGACUGAUUAACCUACCCAGUGACCACCUGACUAUGUACUUAAAUUUCCCUCUAAAUGAAGAAAUAGAUGAAUGAAUGAACGCAAAUAUUUAAAUUUCUUUACCCAAUUAUCUUGCCAGUCGGAUGAAAUGCUUCCUUGUCUGUUAUUUUUCAGCCGGUCGGUUGCGAUAAGAAACUAAGAUCUGGCAAAGUAUUCGAUCGAUGUUUGAAUUGUGGAGGAGAUGGUGGAUCGUGUGUUUUGGUUAGGGGGAUGUACACAAAGAACUAUCGAGUAUAUGGUAAUAAUUGGAGUCAGAUUUUUUGACUAGUUUAGAAUAGAUUUUCUUAUAACACUGGAUAUCAAAACUGGGACUUAGAUUUAAACAUAUUUAUACCUCCCUUCUAAUCUUCAUUCCGUUUCAUUGGGAAUAUUAAAUGAAGCAUUCGUGAUACUAUUUUGUCGUAUUUUGGAAUUUAAAAACUUCUAUUAUCACGGAAGAAACUCAAAAUCGUGCGUCACAAUUUUUGAUUACAUCAUGUCUUGAUAUUUUUUUCCCAACGGGUGGAGGAUCUUUAAUAGAACAAGAGGUAGAUUGAGGGGUUAUUGUGUUGGAUAAAGAAAAAGAAAUUAACAGGCUCACACUGAGAGGAAUGUAUAAUGUUAAAAUAAUGGCUACGACCCUAGCACAUAAUUAUACACAUAUGUGCGUUUGACAGACAGGCACUGCUUAACAUUCUCGUUUGUUUUUACUUCUUCCGUAUUUCUAUACUUUGCAGGGCGCAACAACGGAGACAUCAUGUUCACCAUUCCAAAAAGAGCGACAAAUGUCCAGAUUCAGGAGAUGAACAAAUCUUACAACUUCCUGAGUACGAAGAAAAAUAUCUCCCCCCUCCUCCAUCCCGGUAGAAGGGGAAUAAGUAAUGUUCGGUAAAGUUUUCGACGGAGUUGGGCCUAGGCCUGAGAUCUAAACACUGAAACUUUGAAUAACUUUCCGAACCCCAUUGAAAACCCCUGUCAAUUCAUCACUUAUAUUUUUUGGCUUUUCUUACAAUAAAUAACACGUAUUUAGAAGAUCUCUCUUACUUUACUUUGGUUUAAUUUUCACAAAGCUCAGUCUCUUUUGGAUCACGAACAUUCACAAUUUUUCCGUACGUUGUAUUUCCAGGUAUAAAGUCAACGAAAGCAGUCAAAGCAGUCGAUUACUACGUCCCAGUCCCAAGCUGGACGAAUACUUACGCGGCCGCAGGCACGUUCAUUUACCACUACAUGAAAAAGUACCGGUAUAUUGAUGCAGAGCGAAUUACUAUCAGAGGACCGACAAAUGAGGACCUAGAUGCGAUGGUAAUUAUUUGAUUGUAUCAUUUUUUCUAAAAAGAGCGUUUAAGUAUACCUCACGUAUUGUCUGCAGCGUUGAACUGUGGACUGAGAGAUCUGGGUUCGAGAGUUGGUUUGGCUUUUGAUUUAACUGAAGUAAGCGGGAAGAAAAAUCAAAAUAUUGCUUACUAUGCCAUGUCUUGUUUAAUGCAUUAUAUCUACGUGUUUUCAGUGUGGUUAAGGUGGCCACCGCUACAUAUCGACUAUGUAAUAACUAAGUAAACAAAAUUUUAACCUUGACAUAUAAUUUCACAUCUAAAAAUAUAUCCGCUUACCAACCUCCAACCGUGUUUUUUUUUUUACUCUCUCCACUGCAUGUACAAACAAUUUAACUUUCUUUUCUUGAUUUUGCUGCAGUACGUUCAUCCUGGAAGACAUGGCAAUCCGGGUAUAUCAUAUAGCUAUUAUAUCCCUGGAAAUGGAAAAAGCACAACCUUCAAAUGGAACCAAACGAUCAACGGUGAAUGCAGUACCACAUGUGCCGGAGGUAGACAUUUUAAAAGAUAUACAAGUAAUAAAAGGUUGCUAAACACGUCGGGGUCAAGAAGGCAGCGAAAAUUACUCAUAAAAGAGUGAAACGUGUGUCGGUUUAGAAUUUUAAAAUUUGGACACUCGGAGUACCAUUUUCGGAAAAAAGUGACAGAACUAAGUCCGUCUUUUGAAAAGAACCACUUCGUUUAUACGGCCUUAAGCGGACAAUUCCUGAAAUCAGCUGCGUGGAAACACGCCCGUCCUGUCGACGAGUGGAACUAAGUUUUCCUUCCAAACCGACAAAAGCUAGUUCCUCAACUUCAAAGUCGCUGAACUUCGGUGAUUAACGCCUCAUGUAAAAUAGAGGCGUGUGCAAAUAAGCAUAACGCAUGAAGUGUGUAAAACGCCAAUUCCAUUUGCUAUUAGGUGUUCAGCAUAUUAAAGUCACGUGCCACCGUGAGGAUGACGCAAGUGAGGUCUCUUCUAAUUAUUGUGACAAGAACACUAAACCAGCGGAGUCCAAGUUAUGUAACCUGGCCCCUUGUCCGAAGGAGUAAGUAUGACUCUUAAACCUGAAAAUACUAUGGUGCGCAGAGCUUGAGCGAGAAGCCAUCCUAAAUAAGAGAAGAUGCAUUUCGCCUUCUUGUGUUUUUGUGGUAACGAAGUGUUGUUCUCUUAUAUUCGUAGAACUUUGAAGAGUGUAGCGCCUAUCAAACUAAUUCUCGGGAUUAACUCAAAACAAUACAAUGAGUGGUACUAUGAUUAAACAGUUAGCGUUAACAUGGGUAAAUGUCUUUGACACACUUCAAGAUAAAUGUGAGCUUUGGUCGCCUCAAUCGUUUGAUAAAGGCUAUUCAAAGUAUAACGCAAAAUCUCCAAACUUUGGUUUUAGUUUUAAGUUUAGCCUUGUUUUUUUAUUAUAAUUGUUCUCUUACAAUUCACGCAGAUAUAAGUUGGGAGCCUGGAGUCAAUGUUCCGAAUUGUGUGGAGGUGGUCAGCAGCACAGAAAUCUGACAUGCGCACAAGUCAUGACACAGAAGUACACCAAAAUUCUACCAGAUUCUAGUUGCACCAAUUUGUCAAAACCAGAAAGUUACAAACCCUGCAACAAUAUAGAUUGUAUGCCUCAGUGGUUUACUGGAGAAUGGACACAGGUAAGAAACAACGCAUGCGCAUACCAGGCUUUAAAUAACAUCAGUGAAUACUCUUAUUGGUGAGGUUGUUCACUGUGCCUUCUUGAGAGGAAUAGGAUUCUGGUGCUCUUAAAGGCAAUUAUUUAAAAUCUAGAAUAAGUGCUCAGAAAAUAUGAUUUUUAGAGAAACUAUCGUAAUAUUUAACAAUUGUUUAAUGAGCUCAUAGUAUCGAGUAUGCUAUGGCCAAUCUCGCAUUUAACAAGUGCGAAUGAAAUAACUUUUUAUUGAUUUUAAUUAAAUCCUGCACGUUUGGAUAUUUGGAACCCUUUUUCAGCUCUGCAACAGUUGGCUAAAUGCAUUUCCGUAAAAGGUGACUUGGAGUGCGAGCUGAUAACCGGAGUUGAAUGAACCAAUCAGAACACUAGAAAUGCAAAAUUCGGAGUUGACAUUAAAUAUAGAUACUUAUUCGUUGGUAGCCGGAGUAAUUUGACUGUGAAACCCAGAAAACCGCGAACAUUUUUCUUUUAUUCUGAAAGGUCAGUUGUGCUCUAAGCUAAGUUGAAGAUAAGAUAUACAAAUUAAUUAUCACUUUGUAAUCCAGGAGUAGCUUUUGAAACACAAAACGUCUCAUAUUUAUCUUCGGUGUUCACGGUUUUCUGAGUUUUACAGAUACCCAUGAUCCAUUUCAUAGGGGUCCUACUGGCGUCAAAACCAUAUGUUUCACAACUUUCGAUUUCCACGCGAUAUAACAUUGUCGUCACUAUGUUUUCAGUGCUCGGUACCUUGUGGUGGUAAUGGCACUAAAACACGUCUGGUGGAAUGUAAGAGGAAGCUUGCUAAUGGCUCCUGGAUUUCCUUGCCAGAAGAUCAUUGUACUGAGAAGCCAUCUUCACAAACUUCCUGCAAUAAUGUGUCCUGUUACAAAUGGCAAGUUCAGUAUCCGUGUGCCAGCUGUGGAGGUAGGCAUCUUCGUUUCGUUUAAUGGGAGUGAAAAGGGGGGAAUAGGAAAAGAGGAGGAUAAGAGAGAGACUAAGGAAGAAGAGAAGGAGCUUACAGAGGUUGCAUGGAGAGGAGGAAGGGAGAGACUAAGGAGGUAGGGGUGGAGCUAACGAGGGUUGGAAGAAAACCCUAAAAGUCAGACAUUUCUCUGAUCAGCAUUGACACAUUUUAAGGCUGACACCAACCCAAACAAAGAUUGCUUUACCUAUCCCUAGGUUAAAGUUAAAUGCUCAAAUUCAGCUUCAGAUGUAAAUGAUACUCAACAACAACUUUUAUUUGUUUUAUUCUCGAACUUUCAGGUUCGGAUAUGAGUUACUUUCCGAUCGGUUGUUUCAUGGACAAACACAUCGGGGAGAGACCGUUAGAAAAAUUGGUUGCAAAUUUUCGUAACGGCAUUGACUGGUACCACAUGAGUAAAACGAUAAAGAAAUGUGCUGAGGAUGCUUGGAGUAAACAUUACGAUGUCUUCGGAGUCCAGUUCUACGGAGAAUGCUGGUCGGGCGACCAAGGCUAUAAAACCUACGAUAAGGAUGGUUUCAAUCUGCAAGGUUGUUGGGAAGGAGUGGGAAAGUCAAAUAAUAACUAUGUUUACGCCUUCACCAGUAAGUGAUUUUGUUAUGAUCAUCAUCAUUAUUAUUCUCGUCAUCGUCAUUAUCACCGCCACCAAUAUUUAUUCACAAAUCUACUAAUAUCAUCAAGUGUCUUGCUGUCGUUAUCUUCUCUUUGUACUCAGCUCAUCAGAUAUCAGACCCCUCUCUAAUAUUAUAAUUAUAAUUUGAAACAAGUGGAUUUAAACUAGGGGCAUUUAAUGGCCAUCCUAUUUGUUUGUCUUUGCUUUCAUAGUUCUGUAUUUAUCGACUGAGUCAAUAAUUUAAAUCGACCGAUGUAAAGAGUUUCAAAAGCUCUCGUUUCGAACGUUCACCCUUCGUCGUGUUCGCUCUGAAAAAAAGGCUGACGCCUGACACGUCAGAAACUCUUUAGUUACUCUUUACGGUGGCCAAGUUACACUAUCAACUCAGUUCAUAAUACCCCCACCGACGAAGCACCACAUUUUCUUUAGAAACUUGAUCCCCUUCUCGCAUAGUUCUGCCUCUCUCUUGGUAUCACUGUUGGUGUUUACAUGUGCCACUUUGAGGAUUUUGCUCAUAUGAACUGAAUAUUGAAAAUAAUAUUUAUUUGAAAAUAUUCUCUCCCAGGCAUGGUUUCCCAGCCUCGUGUUGACUGCAUCUACGUAGCAAAUGGACAGAUUGUCCCGGAUGAAAAAUGCAGUGCCGCAAAGCCCUUAGCUAAAAUGAAACGUUGCUCCGAUGUGUGCAGGAAUUAGGAGAAAAAAGGAAAUAACAGUUUACCUAAAGGAGUAAGGUAUAAUAAAUCACAAUACUGUUUGGUAAAUUUACUUGAGGUAUAAAGAAAGAAAGAAAAACUUGGAAAAGAAUGACCACAAGAGAAUAAAUUCUAUUCUAAUAAUGCGAUUAACUUAAAAACUUUUCUUGCAGGUCGUUAACGAUGAUCGAAGAAUCCUAGAGGCAGCAAAAACAAAUUUGAUCUAGUUUCUUUAUGAUUGUUUCUUUAAU
This is a messenger RNA of Pocillopora meandrina, 15947 nucleotides long. The record is from the annotation of a GenBank genome assembly. Lineage: Eukaryota; Metazoa; Cnidaria; Anthozoa; Scleractinia; Pocilloporidae.